This is a messenger RNA of Melitaea cinxia (Glanville fritillary), 990 nucleotides long. RefSeq names its product trypsin-1-like. Gene Ontology annotation, molecular function: serine-type endopeptidase activity. The coding region runs from base 1 to 990 and encodes 329 amino acids. The transcript has 5 exons. Gene Ontology annotation, biological process: proteolysis. The record is from RefSeq and is a predicted model, not a curated record. Lineage: Eukaryota; Metazoa; Arthropoda; Insecta; Lepidoptera; Nymphalidae.
AUGUUUUAUUUAAUUUUCGUUUAUUUUAUAUCAUACUUCACACUAGCAGAUUUCAACCAGUUCGAUGUUAUUGUUUUACCAUUUAAUGUAAAGAGUAACAUGAGAAGUAAUGAAAACAACCUAUGGUCUAGUUAUAGAAGUGGCAGAGACGAAACCUUAAAAUUAGAUUUGCAACCUUACGAUGAAGCGACUGAUUUUGCAGAUAUUGACAGUUUUGAUUAUAACAAAGAUCGAGAUUUGCUUCCGUCAGAUAGAGAUAAUAGUCCUCAAAAGCUAGGUGAAGAUUUUUCAGGAGAUUCUGGAGAAGACAAAAUAGUUGGUGGUUUUGAAGUUGAUAUCAAUCUGUACCCGUAUCACGUCGCUUAUGGUAGUAAUUGUGGAGGAGCGAUUAUUGACAGGAAAUGGGUGUUAACAGCAGGGCAUUGUGGGAAGAAACAAUACAUAAGAGUAGGAUCAAAAUACAUAAAUCAAGGAAGGAAAGUGCAAGUCAGACGACAUUUUAUCCAUCAAAUGUGGUCAGCAAAGAAUAAAGAUCAUCCUUUCGACUAUGAUUUUCAACUUUUGGAACUUAAUGAACAUUUAAAAUUCGACGAAAAUGUUCAACCAGUUAAAGUAGCUCAUAUAGAAGACAUGGUUAUUGGUAAAAUCGUUACAGUUACAGGAUGGGGUAAUACUGAAGAAAAUGGUCCUUAUUCACAUGUCUUGCGAGCGGUUCGAGUCCCGAUUAUUUCCAAGGAAAAUUGUCAACAUGUGCCUUUUCCAUACUUUAGAGGUGGUUUGACUUCUAGAAUGUUCUGCGCCGGAUUCUCCGAAGGGAAGAAAGAUGCUUGUCAGGGUGAUUCUGGAGGACCUGCAGUAGCAUAUGACAGACUCUUAGGCAUGGUCUCGUUCGGCUAUGGUUGCGCAACUCCAGGUUCUUAUGGUGUCUACAGCAAGGUUGCUAAAGUUAGACCUUGGAUACAAGAAAUUACGGGAUUAAAUCUAGAAUAA